Molecule: messenger RNA, 1022 nt
Organism: Hippopotamus amphibius kiboko
Lineage: Eukaryota; Metazoa; Chordata; Mammalia; Artiodactyla; Hippopotamidae
Gene: MFAP5
Product: microfibril associated protein 5
Exons: 9
Coding region: 227-709 (160 amino acids)
Biological process (GO): embryonic eye morphogenesis
Cellular component (GO): microfibril
Source: RefSeq, a predicted model, not a curated record
CCUCACUGUAGCACAGCAUCCGACACCUCGCCUAGCUUUCUCCCUCCUCCCUCUCUCUCUCUCUCUCCUCCUCGCUCUCCCUCAUCUCAUUGUUUCAGAAUAGGCCAAAUCUGAAGUCCUUUCCAGGGAGUGGCCCUCUUCAUCUUACUCUCUAGCCAAAGUGGAGCAGAGUGAGGAGAGAGACAACCAAAGGACUUGGUGGAAAGAGCAGAGAACCAUAAAGAAUAUGCUGCUGUUGGGACCCAAAGUGCUGCUGUUUCUCACUGCACUCAUCUUCUCCUCUGACUGGACACCCCUAGGGGUCAGCGGCCAACGUGGAGAUGAUGUGACUCCAGUGACCUCAGAAACAUUCACAGAAGAUCCUAAUCUGGUGAACGAUCCUGCUACAGAUGAAACAGUUCUGGCCGAUAUCAAGCCUUCCACAGAUGACCUGGAGUGCCGGGAUGAGAAAUUUCCCUGCACGAGACUCUACUCUGUCCAUCGGCCAGUCAAGCAAUGCAUCCAUCAAGUAUGCUUCACCAGUUUACGACGUAUGUACAUCAUCAACAAUGAGAUCUGCUCCCGUCUUGUCUGUAAAGAGCAUGAUGUUAUGAAAGAUGAACUUUGCCGUCAGAUGGCUGGUCUACCCCCAAGGCGACUCCGUCGCUCCAACUACUUCCGCCUUCCUCCCUGUGAUGAUGUGAAUUUGCAGAGACCCGGUGGUCUGUGAUCAUCAAGGACGAGGAAAGAAUGUGUGGCUGGGAGGAAACUUCUUGUCCAACCAUUGUCAGCCAACUCAUAGACACGAGUAUUUCUUAAACCAAUCCCGUUGCGAUGUCUAGCUUUUGCCCCUACUUUUUGAUUUUUCACCCAUUUAUCUCAUUUUUCAAUACUUAAAAUACAGUCUAUAGUAUUGCAUGAUUUUGCUGCUUCCCCAUAUCCUAGACCUAGUAGAUAAAUGAUUACCAUGUGGCUUAGAUACAAACAUUCUACAUACAAUUUCAAGGGAAAAUUGAACUUCAAUAAAAUUAUUGAAAAUGAUA